Molecule: messenger RNA, 1046 nt
Organism: Brassica oleracea var. oleracea
Lineage: Eukaryota; Viridiplantae; Streptophyta; Magnoliopsida; Brassicales; Brassicaceae
Exons: 2
Coding region: 166-879 (237 amino acids)
Source: RefSeq, a predicted model, not a curated record
UCCUUCGUGUCUUCUCUACCACUAUACAUCCUCCUUAACUUUUCCUUUUUCAUGUUCAAAUGAAUCCAAUUCCAAAAAAGGUUUUCUCUUUCGCCUAUAUAAUCCCAACCCAUUUCAUAUAACGUAAAAAAAACAUUAUUGGGUUUCAUUACAACAACACAAAACAUGGGUUUCACUAAAGAUCAAGAUCGGUUCCGUUCCACGCCUAAGCUUCCUCUGUUUUCAUAUCCAAUGAACAUGCCAUAUGAAACUCCGGGACUAGCUACACCGCCCGUUAACAUCGGCGGAUCUGUUCCUUUUCUUUGGGAAGAAGCUCCGGGAAAGCCAAAGGCUCGUUCUUCCGUUAGAAAACCGCCGAGGUCGAAACAUACCGGAGAAAAAAGAGGAGUCGUGAGAAGCUUGGACCUUCCUCCGAGACUGCUUUUGCCCGGGGAGUCUUGUAAAUCGUUUGCGGCAAACGAGCCUUCUCCGACAACUGUUCUCGACGGUCCGUACGAUUUGCGUCGACGUUCGCUGUCGCUUCCGAGAUCGGCGUAUGUAGUCAGGAAGCUGAGAGGUGUUCCGGCACCGGCGCCGGCGAAGGAGAAGAGAUUGUUUGGGUCGAGUAGAUGGGGAAGUUUCGGGAAAUGUAAAGAUGUCUCUGAGGGUAUAUUUGACUUUCCACGUUUUAGAGACGGCGGCUGUGAUUGCCGGAGGGAUUGGACCGGAGGUGGAAGUGACUUCUCCGGCGACGGCGGCACAAAAGUGAAACUUUUUAGACUAAAAAGGAAAGGAAACCUUUUUAACCUCUCUCAUGCAACAAAGUCAGAGUUCUGGGAAAGGGUUUACGAAGGGUUUAAGCAAGCGAUUCCAUGGAGGCGUAAGCAAAAGAAUCUGUAAAGGAUUUAAUUAUUCCACUAUUUAAAUCGAAUUUCUCUUAAAUUUCUUCUAACUUUAUAGUUGAUCUACUAAUUAAUUAGUCGUCUCUUGUUUAUAUAUAUAUACUACUUUAAUAAUAUGUACAAUCUGCUAAUGAAAAAACUUAUAUUAUAAAUCACAAUGAAAAU